AUGGAAAAAGAAAGAGAGGAAGAGAGGGAGUCAGUGACAGUUUAUAUACAACCUGGAGAUGGAGAGAAGAAGAAGAGAGAGAGGAAAAAAAAAGGAGUGAAAGAAACCACUCCGGCAUCAUUUCGGUGUCUGCGAUCUAACAGCUGGAAGUUCUCUAAGGCUUACAAGGAUGAACUGAGGGCGAUGCUUACAUUGGCCUGGCCUGUGACCGUGUCUGCAUUACUCGAACAAUUUGUCUUCACCAUUAACGCCAUGUUUACCGGUCACCUGGGCAGGCUUCAACUGGACGCUACAGCGCUCGGACAGGCUGUUUUCGAGGUGUUUGGGUCUUCAAUAAUGGUCGGUAUUAACACAGCUUGUGACACGCUGUUUUCACAGACAUAUGGUAGUACCAACAAAAAGAACCUUGGGAUUUUGCUCCAAAGAGCACUACUGCUCAACAUGCUGGCGUGUAUUCCCUGUAUCUCCCUCUACAUGAACGUCGAACGUAUACUGUUGGCUGUUGGACAAAACCCAGACGUAUCCAGACUGUCGGGAGAGUAUAUAACAGCCUGUAUACCAGCAUUACCGGUAUAUGCCGCAGUGAUGGUGAUGUCCAAAUACCUCUGUGCCCAGGGUAUCGUGAGGCCAACGCUUGUGAUCCUGUUGGUUAGUAACGUGUUCAACCUAUUCUCCCUGGAUGUCUUCCUUCACUGGGCAGGUCUGGACAUGGUAGGGGCUGCACUGGCGGUAUGUGUAACAUAUGGAGCAUGCUGCAUCAUGCACGCGUUGUAUAUUUAUGGUUCAAACAUCAACGACGCUACCUGGACAGGCUGGUCGUCCAAGUGUUGGCUAGAAUGGAAACAUUUCAGCGAUUUGGCAGUUCCUGGUUUCAUGAUGAUCGCGAUGUCUUGGUGGUCUAUCCAGAUCGUUGUUGUACUGACAGGAUACAUUGGGAAGGUGCAGUUGGCAGCCCAAGCUGUCUUGUUUCAAAUAGUCGCCUUAAUUGACAUGUUGCCCUAUGGUAUGUCGACCGCCGCGGGCAUGCGCAUUGGCAAUCUGCUUGGAAGUGGUGACCACGUGGCUUGUCAGACAGCCAACUCAACUGCGAAAAUAAUUUCAGGAAUAUUUUCUGCGGUGGUCGGCGCAGUACUUACGCUCUUUGGGGGAGUAAUAGCUGAAGCAUUUACAGAUGAUGAUGAAGUUGCAGAUCAGGUGAAGCAAGUAAUGCCCAUCCUCACCAUCUACCUAUGCAUUAAAACAGUAUCUAGUGUAUUUGGUGGAGUUUUAAGAGGUAUUGGACAACAACGGUUUGGAGCUUGCGUCACUUUCCUGUCAUACUAUGUCAUAUGUCUUCCUCUGGGGCUCCCAUUAAUGUUUCUGACAUCAUUGGGUAUUGCAGGUAUCUGGAUCUCCUAUACAAUUUCCGCUACGUUCCUAGGCGUGUGCUGCUACGUCAGACUUAAUAAUGUUGAUUGGAAGAAGGAAGUCGUAUUGGCCCAGGAACGAGCAGGUGCCAAAGGCAAAAAAUGCUCCGAGAUGAAAGGCGGAGAUUACUCUCCGCUGAUUCAAGAGGACUGUGCCAGUGAUGAUGAAGACUACUCGCAUGAAAGUCCAUCCCGUAUCAACGAGCCAAGGGGCGGUCUGAUGAGAGUCAUUGUCUCCCGCCUACUAAUAGCACUGUCUAUUAUUGGCAUCCUUGUGUUUGGUGUCACAGUGAGGACUAUGCCCGGACGCUCGCAUUUACCAGAGUGUGCCACUGUUCCAGGAUUUGCACAGAUGACCUCGGGAACUUUCUGUGCCAAUCAGACUGAACUCUUGCAAACCCUAAAUUCGACAAGGAAUAUCACUGAACAGUAGAAGCAUGCACAGGCCCUCGUCUCUUUGCGAGGAUUACAAAUUGAAAAAUAUAUUUUGAGAUGACCCCCGACUCGAAAUGCUUCACAGUACAAUCCAUCAUGAUUUCGGGGGUCAUCUAAUAAAACUUUUAUAAUAUUUAAUCCUCGCAAAGACACGAGGGCCUGUGGAAGCAUGUGGGUUUGUAACCACUACGUAGGGACCAUUUUCACACGUGAUCUAUGCAUACUCUAAGAAAUGAGACACGAAAGAGAUCAUCUUUAAAGUUAUCAGAAGUGUUCUUAUGGAUGAGACUUUUCUCAUGUAUUUGUAGGAUAUGUACGGAUACUCAAUGCAUAGAUUUGCCUGAAAAAUGUGUCAAAAGUAUUGAUUUAAGAGGUUUUGAUGAAAUGUUUUAUGCAAAAUUUGAACAUGGGUACUGCCCAUGCUGGUUGUGAAUGAAACGGAACAGAUCAUGGUAAGAAAUUCAUCUUGGGUCACAGAUCUGAUCUUACUUUGAAAUGCCCUAAUUGUCGAACAUCUGAAAUAGGGCCUGAUUAGGUCCAUUGUUAUAAAGUUAAUCUUGUCAGAUGUCAGAUUUAUGAAGAAGUAGUUGUCUGAUAUAAGGUCACUUCU
Haliotis rubra (blacklip abalone) is the source of this 2451-nucleotide messenger RNA. RefSeq names its product multidrug and toxin extrusion protein 1-like. Gene Ontology annotation, biological process: xenobiotic detoxification by transmembrane export across the plasma membrane. NCBI's taxonomy places the organism in Eukaryota, Metazoa, Mollusca, Gastropoda, Lepetellida, Haliotidae. The transcript has 19 exons. Gene Ontology annotation, molecular function: antiporter activity; xenobiotic transmembrane transporter activity. The record is from RefSeq and is a predicted model, not a curated record. Gene Ontology annotation, cellular component: membrane. The coding region runs from base 1 to 1839 and encodes 612 amino acids.